Acanthamoeba castellanii str. Neff is the source of this 4743-nucleotide messenger RNA. RefSeq names its product tetratricopeptide repeat-containing protein. Gene Ontology annotation, biological process: chromatin organization. The transcript has 22 exons. Gene Ontology annotation, cellular component: nucleus. Bases 1 to 4743 code for a protein of 1580 amino acids. The record is from RefSeq and is a predicted model, not a curated record. Gene Ontology annotation, molecular function: protein binding; nucleosome binding. NCBI's taxonomy places the organism in Eukaryota, Discosea, Longamoebia, Acanthamoebidae.
AUGCAGCUGCGCUUCAGGGCAGUGGAUGAAGAGGCCGAGCCUUCGCCCUACGAUAGUUCGGAAAAUGAAGAGGCCAAGUGCCUCGAGCUUUACAAGGAGGCACUUGCUCUGCAAAGUGCUGGAGAUGUGCGGGCCUCGAAGCUGCACUACAAACAACUUUUGCGCUCCCCUUUCCUCGCCACCACGAGUCACGGUUCGAGCGCCAACGUGGCAGCGCUCAAGCUCCGCUACCUCUGCUUGAAGAACCUGGCUGACGUCAACGACGCCCAAGGAAACGCCAAUGCUGCGCUCAAGUACUACGUGCAGGCGCUGGACGUAGAGUCGACCGAUGUGGCGGUGUGGUACCAUGUUGGAAGCCUCGCUCGUCGCACCCACCAUACGGCGUUGGCCAGGCACGCCUUCGAACGGGCGCUGUCGUGCAAUCCCAAGCACUGGCUCUCUCUCGAAGCUUUGCUCGAGGUGGUUUUCGAGAUCGGCGAUCAAGCUGGCUGCCGGCGAAUUUGUAAGCAGCUGCUCCAGCUGGACCCGGGUCACACCUCUGCGCUUGCUCUCCUCGGACAGCUUGCCUCUGUUCCUGACCUCACGUGCGAGAACAGCCUGCCUGCGGAACUGCGCACCAAGCGCAAGUGGAAGGAAGUAGCUACCGAGGAAGAUCGAGGAGUCACCGCGCGCCCUUACGACAUCGAUGCCCUCACGUGGGAAGCCCUGGCGGGCUUGCUUCUGUCCAUCUAUAGGCUCGCUUCGCUCAACGGCUCGCUGAGUACGCCGGUCACGAUAGUAAGGACGGCCCGCACGCUGGACAACCCCACCGCGGAGCCCCUUCCACAGGAGCCCACCACCUCCGCCGUUGUCUCGUCCGCGACGGACGACGUGAAGAGUCCGCCACCCCGCAAGCGCUCGCGUUUCAGCACCGAGCUCAUGGGAGAACGGAGGCAAUCAUCCCGCGUCAAGGACAAGUCCAAACCGGAUGCUCCUCAACAAGACGCUCGCUUGGCCUCCCUCGCCUCGUUCUUCAGACAAUGGAGCAGCUCGGCUCAGCAAUCUGACGGCGGUGUUCAAGAAUUCCGGAAGGUGGCAGCAACAGAUGUUUUCCCGCCUGCCCGAGCGGCCGAGACACGCUACGAAUCGCAGGACGUGCGGUCAUCUCUUGAACGGCGGCGAGGCGAAGAAGCAGAUGCGGUGAUUGAGUUCAUACGACGGUACGCCUCCGUCGGUGGCGGCAACAAUCGAGGGAUCAUGGAGCUCAUGCGCGCAUGUCUGGUUUGGGCUUGCCUUGACCUGCCCGACACGGUGCCCUGGAACGCUUUGAUCAAGGAACGAUUGGUGGCCCUGCACCAAGGGGUCAUUUCGCACUCUACGACUCCCCACCCGUCAUGGGUGCCUGCUGCCGAAAUUGCCUUUGACCUCGCCCGCGGCGACCAGUCAGCGGCCAGCUCACGCUUCCUGGCCACCUGCCAAACGACCACCGACCACCUCUUCAUGGAUCAGCCAUUCUUGGACUCUCUCGACGCGCGCCUUCUCACGCGCCUCUUCUGGCUGCGAGCUCGCGCCAGCGCUAUGCGUGGAGAUGCCCAGGCCACCACCAUGAAUCUGCAAGCGUGCCGCACUCACUAUGCCGAAGCAGUACUGGCUUCGUCGGGAGGAGGAAGAGGAGGCGAACGGCACAUUGUCGUCGCAUACCUAGCGGAAGGGAGUGUGAUCGAUGAGGAGACCAUAUCCCGGGUGGAGGAGAGCAUUCGCAGCAAGGUGGACAAAGCGCACGUCUCGAGCGCCUUCCACGCGCGCAAUUACCAGGAGGUGGUGCGCGUGUUGGGUCCCCGCCUGAUGGCAGCCCCCGCCCCCAAACCCAACAACGCAGCGAUGCCGCGGCAGGAGAGAAUCUACCUGCUGGGUCUACUGGCCGAAGCGUACCGCGGCUGUGGCAACCCUCACCAGGCGCUCUUGUGCGGGCAAACGCUGUUGCACGAGACCGUCGCCGACCUGAGCAAUCCCUUAGCCGACACUCGACAGGCCACCCUGUCCCUACUGGCCACCGUGCGCUCCGUCCCACCGGGCACCACAUGGCUCACGCCGCUCAUCCCCGACCUCAAGGAGCUCCUCCGCACUACUGCCCUCCAAGCCGCCGCCCACCCCAACCGAGAGCUGGGAAGGGGCGUCACGGCGCUGGCCCUCUCGACCUACUUGUGCCUGCUGGAGCACGAGUCGGGGUCCGCCAGCAACCACCACCACCACCUGGUGGACUACGUCGCGGCGGCUCAUUCCCAGCUUGCGCAGCUGGGUGCGUGCCGGCACGAAGAUGGCGCCUUCCUCCGCUUGGCCAUCCCGCACCUCUCUCACGUCCUGUCUCGUGAGGAGAGCGAUCGCGCCACGGAACCGCGGACGAAGAGUACGGAGGAGGGCCGCGAAGAAGAAGAGACACGGAAAGCGAGCGAAGACGAGGAAAAGGGAAAGGAGGACGGGAGCGAGAGCGAGGAGAUGAAGGAAGACGACGACGACGACAUCGAGGAGGUGGAGGAAAGGGUCGAGGAGCAGCUGCUCCAGUGCCUCUACUGCCUCUACAACGUGCAGCUGUGCGACGCCAGGAAACUUGACUCCCACCCGGGGCGGGGCGGCCUCUUCUCGCCAGAGACCCCUGCCCAGGCUGCCGCUCUAUUGCGCGCCAUCCACCCCUUCAUACGGCGCCCUGCCCGCCUCCCCGCCGCCCUCAAGGCCUCUGCCUUUGACGCCCUCCAGCAAGUGCUCCACCACUUCCCGCUUCCGCCGGCUUCCCUGUACAAGGACGGGAAGCGGUGGGUGAUGGCGGUGGUCAACGGGGAACCAGAAGCGUCAGCUGAGGCGCGGCCUCCGACCUAUGGGACAGCGGCUGCCGUCGAAGGGGACUUCCACCAAGUCUACGAGAACCUCUACUUCCUGCUGGCCAAGUGCAUGACGAAGAGGGAGCAGCAGCAGCAGCAGCAGCAGGAAGCAGCGGACAGCGCGAGCCGCGAGCGGAGCAAGGACAAGCAACUCCAGACGGCGUGGCUGUACAAGCAGGACCUCUUUGUCAACCCCAGUCGCGCAUCCUCAUGGGCAGCCCUGGGCAAGCACUACGCACAAGAGCUCGAACAGCUGCUCGAUGCCGCCUUGCCUUGGCAGCCCUGCCAGGAUGCGCAGCUGCGGACCCGCGUGGCCAAGUACUUUGGCCGCGCGGAGCGGUGCUUGGAGCAGGCCGUGAAGCUGGAGCCCGAACGCACCGGCGCACUGGAAUGCCUCGGUGAGUUGAUCCUCAACGCUGUUCGCUUCCGCCGAGCCCUCCCCGCGUGGAGCGCCCACAAACGCGACUUUUGCCAACGCGCGCACUCGGCAUAUGAGCGCUUGCAGCGGCUCGGCCCCAGCUGGCGAUACCUCUACUGGAUGGCCAAGCUCGAGCGCAAGAUGGGGGCGCCCGUCGGGAACUACCUGGCGCAGUUCAACGGGGCGCUGUGCCUGGUGCGCACCGAAAGCAAACGAGGCAAUAACAAGUCGGAAUGCCGGCAGCACGAGGCCGAAGUGCUCUACCAGCUCCAUGGCUCCCGCCUCAAAGAGCUCUUUUCGCCGUCCCCCGAUUCAAAAGGCGCCAAGAAGGGAGGCAAAGCAGAGGAAGAAGGAGAGGCUGCAGACACCUCCGCCGAGGCAGCCCAGACCGGUCAAGAGCGACGCACGUUUCUCCUCCACGACGCCAUGUCCGCUCUUGCUCGGCCACACCAAGUCUAUGUCUACUUCCACAAAUCCGUGUACCGCCUGGCGUGGGCGUUGCGCGAGAGCGGGCGUGUAGAGGAGGCCAAGGCCCUACUGGGAUCCAUCUUCAGCGACAAGAAGCUCUCCAAGCAGCUCAUCCAGGUGUGGCGCGUGGACCUGGACGGGCCUGGCAAAUUCGAGGCCUACCGCCGCAAGUACCUCCUGCUCUUCAAUGAGCUCCUCCGAGAUACACGAGACGUCGACCGCUUGGAACUACUUGUGCUCAAACUCUUCAAGGACCCCAUCCUCUCGCAACAACGCGAUGUCCUCGUCGCCUCCUGCUCCUCCCUCGUCCAGGCCCUCGCCGAGCGUAUCCGAGAGAAGUGGUCUAGCCACGAAGACAAUCCACAACCCCUACUUCCGCCGACCGCCACAACACCGAUAGACCUCACAUACGACUCCCCACCGUUAUCGCUAUCGCAGGACGAGGUGAAGACUUGGCUACGGCGCAGCUACGAUGCCUACUUACACGCGCUGAGCGCCUUCGCUCGGCCAGGAGGCCUUCCGAGGGAGGAGGGCGCGGCGGACCAAGAGGCGGAACAGAAGCUUGGUGUCGAUCGCAUGCUGGUGCGUUCCUUCCAACUCUACCGGCUGGCCCAUUCCCACACCAUCCCCGGCGAUGCCGAUGGCUGGAGCGCGAGCCAGGUCGCUUCCUUUUGCCAGAAGGCCUUCAAGACCCGCCCGCCAAGGAAAGUGGGCGCAGAGGACGAGGAAGCCCGGGACUACUCAAACAGGCAACGCGCCGACCCCUCUGACCACCAGCAGCACCAGAGGCAGGACUACCAUCUCCUCGACGAGUCCCUCGACGUGUCCCAGGGACCUCCGCUUUUGGUGCCCCCCACUCCUGACCUCCCGCGCCCCGCCGACCUCCGCAAGAAGGCCGCACGCCGCCCCAAGCCCACCUUUCCCGACCUCCCGCCUCUUUCACCCUUCCGCGCGCCUCCCGCCGCCAGUUCGUCGACAUCCGCGGCCACCACCGAUUCGUGA